AUGUAUCUCUCUUACUUAUCAUUUUUCAUCUUAUUUAUCGAAACAGUUGUAAAAGCUGAAUGUCCGAGAAAAAAAAUUGAAAGAUUUAGUGAUCAAAAUGAAGCAACAGAAUUCGCUAAGGCUCCCGGUUUGGUACCAUCGGAAACCCGGAUAAGCUGUAUUUAUAUGUAUAACUGUAAAUCAGAAUCGGACGAAUUUUUCAGUAAUGAUAUGCUUAUCGUACUUGAUGAAAUUACCCGACGGCUGAAACAAGAAGUACGAGUUAAUUUAAUUAUUGAAAAGAUUAAUUGUGGAGAAGAUGAACAAUUGAAAUGUUUGCAAUACUCGUUACAAGAAUCAUUCCAUUGGCUAAUUAUCAAUGAUCCAAAAAACGGAGAUAUAAUAUAUGAAAUUGCAGCAAGACUUAACCAUAAUAAAGCAAUUAUUGAAGCGUCACUUUUAAAUGUGUUUUCUCAGUACAGUACACAUGAUUUAACAGUGUACUGUAGUAAAGAAGCUGAUAAAGAAGUUGGAUUCAUACGUCGAUUAUCGGAUGAGGAAUUAGUUGAAAAACAGCAUAAAUCAAAAGUGACGAAGUUUAAAAACCCAAUUUUACGCUCACCAUUAGAACUUAAUCUUAUCGAACCACUAAUACUGGAACGACGGUCAUUUGACGAGCAGUUAAAUUGGCAUCAAUUAAAGCGUUUGAAUGAAAACGCAUUAGAUGAUGCUAUAAGUAAAGAUCGAUUAACAUUUAUUCUCUUUUGGAAUAUCGAAAAUAUCAUAAGUAAGCAUACAUUCUAUUUGUGGGCGGAAGCUUCUAAAACAUUAAUUUUGCGCCAUUCAACAGUUAUAUUUGCUGCAUUAGCAUGCCAUGAAUUUAGUGAAUUAUGUGAUGAUUAUAUUAUAAAACCUAGUGAUUAUCAUACUAUAUUUGCAUUCAAGCAAAAUAAUAUUUUUGGCAAAACUAAAGAAUUGCGUGAUGCAAACUACUACAUCGAUUGGGUUCAACUUUUGAUAUUAUCACCAGCACAAGAAAUUCAUUCGAACGAUGAACUAAAGCAAAUCAAAGCGGGUAAAUUGGAAUUGUUCGACGAAAUUAAACCUGCAAUAACAGUUGGCAUUUUUGAUGAUCGUAACGGUAAUGAAGCUAAAAUUUUUAUGCAAAUGGCAGAAAAUUUAAAAGGGAGAUAUCAUUUUGUGUAUUUAAUUAAGAAAAGUCAUUCUAAUGCUAUUUAUACUAUUCGUGCAUUAGAAAAACGGAAACGAAUUGAUUUCACAGGAAUUUAUGAAAUUCAAGAAUUGACAAAUUUUGUUGUACAAUCAUCUUUACCAACUGUGAUAGAUAUAAGUAAUGGAUUUACAUCGGAUAUUUUAACACAUCAAAUGCAGCCAUUAAUUUUAUUCAUUGAUAAUGGUAACCAAGUGGAGAAGUUCAAAUUUACAAAACUGUGCUCAAAAUCGCCGUAUAUAAUUUGUACAACAAUUAUUCUUAAUAGUUCAAAAUCAAAAAUAGUUAAUGAAAUGAUCAAUUCCCUUCAGUCCAAUGAUCAUUCCAAAAGAUUAAUCAUUUUUUUAAGGGAGAAAAUUUAUGCGUUAGACAUUAAAAAUAGUUUAGAAAGUGGAGAUUUGCUUCAGCUUAUUGCUCUUGCUACUAUUAACAAACCGAUAAGGAUAUUAGAUAUUGGGGAUGUUCAUCCACUUCGAUACAUACAAUUGGCACAAAUAAAUGAAAUCUUUGGAGAACAAAUAAUUGAAAUUCCAUUCGAAGUACAAAUUAUUCAACGAUCAUAUUUGGACAAAAAUGACAAAAUGGAUGAGAAUAGUGCUAAUUAUGGUGGUUGUCCAGUGAUGGCAAAAGUUCGACAAGCAGCAAUGAAAGAUGAACUUUGA
Molecule: messenger RNA, 1872 nt
Organism: Brugia pahangi
Lineage: Eukaryota; Metazoa; Nematoda; Chromadorea; Rhabditida; Onchocercidae
Source: the annotation of a GenBank genome assembly